Molecule: messenger RNA, 375 nt
Organism: Sorghum bicolor (sorghum)
Lineage: Eukaryota; Viridiplantae; Streptophyta; Magnoliopsida; Poales; Poaceae
Product: auxin-responsive protein SAUR50
Exons: 2
Coding region: 1-375 (124 amino acids)
Biological process (GO): response to auxin
Source: RefSeq, a predicted model, not a curated record
AUGCAGAUCACAGCAAUGGAGAAGUACGUACGCAGGAGCAGGAGUAGCACGUCUCUGCAGCGUCGGGCGGCGGAGAAGAAGAAGGGCUUCCUGGCCAAGACCCUGGAGCGUUGCUGGUCCCUGGGUGGUGGCCGCCGGCGUCCACGGUGGCCGACGACGACGCCACCGGGGUGCUUCGUGGUGCUGGUCGGCCCGGAGAGGGAGCGGUUCGCGGUGCGCGCCGAGGGCGCCAACCACCCGUUGUUCAGGGCGCUGCUCGACGAGGCGGAGGCCGAGUACGGCUUCCCGCGCCCGGCGGCCGAGCCGCUGCUGCUGCCGUGCGCCGCCGACGAGUUCCUGCGGGUGAUGUCGGAGCUUUUCCUCUCGGUGCAGUAG